UGAACGUGACUGGCGCUUCCUGAAGACACAAACGUUACGCACGAAGGUUAACGUCACGUUUCCAUUGGUUAGUCCCAGUGUUAAUUGGUAAAGGCGACCGGCUGUUAACUAUUUAGACGAUAUGCUGUAGGUCGCUCAUCGCCUUCUCAAAACACACGGAGGAUGGACACGGGUCGCAGUGGAGUGGUCUGUAGGCGAUUCAUGAAUGGCUCUUGCAGAUAUGGUUCAAGGUGCAUUUACAGUCAUGUGUUGCCAGUUCUACCAUCAGCCCAAAUAUGUAGAUACUAUCAGAAAGGUGGCUGCUGGUUUAGGGAGCGGUGCAGGUUUCUCCAUGUCCUUGAGUCUGAUGUUAAUGAAGCUGCAGCAAGUAGGAGAGGCUCAGUCCCUGUUGUUUCCUCCUCCUCUGCCUCUUAUGCAGCUAAUGCUCAACCUGUGAGGCGGGGUUCAGAGCCCACUCUGCCAAUCACUGUUAGACAAGAAUGGAGUAGAGGAGGGAUUUCUGUUAAUGUCGCAAACUCUCAGCACAGCACUCGGCACAGAGUUCUGGGUGUUGCUCAAGAACAAUUGCCAGGUACUGGUUCUUCUCAUAGUGUUUCUGGAGACCUGGUUCAAAGCUCAGACAUUGCAGUAGGGACAUCCGAGGAAAGGAAUGAGCAGAACUCUUCAGACAAGGCACCAGAUGAAGGAGCUGCUGCUGCAGCUGCAGCCUCUGGUACCCAGGUGAAAGGAGAGGAAACAAGUUCUUUCCUCCAGAGUAAAGAUGUAACCUGUGGCAUUUGCAUGGACAAAGUGUAUGAAAAAAUGAAUCCUGGAGACAAGGUUUUUGGAAUACUGCCAAACUGCAACCACUCAUUUUGUCUACAAUGUAUAAUGACUUGGAGGAAAACGAAGGAAUUUGGACCAGAUGUGGUGAAGAGCUGCCCUCAGUGUCGCGUCAGGUCUCCAUUUUAUGUGCCGCACAGACAAUGGGUUGAAGGUCAAGAAAAAGAGAGCCUAAUUGCAGCCUUCAAAGAAAAAUGCAGCAAGAAAAACUGUGGCUACUAUGCACGGUACAGAUGCUGUCCCUUCAAAACAGAAUGCCUAUACAGACAUAACCCUUCACAUCACAGAUCAUUCCGGUAUCCUAUAGAAGAUGAUGAAGACUAUGAUGGCAUUGAUCUGCUGAACUUCUUCAUAGCCAUGACCCUUCUCAGUGGUGAUGAUGACGAUGAAGACUUUGAGGACUACGAGUUUCCUUUCGAUCUUGAUGAGGAGUAUGAAUACUGAGACUUUUUUUCAUUGUUUUUGUCAGUGUUUGAACCCACUGAAUGGGGCCUUGACUGGUGUAGUCAUUUGUCCCAGAACUGUUGUGUUCUGAACCUUCUCUUGUCCUCUCUGAGGUUUAAAAUACACGAGUAGCUGUGAUUGGAACAUGACCACAUACCACAGAGCGCCAAGUGUGUUCAUGUGUUUGAUUAAUCAGCAGCAGAGGCUUUAACUACAAAACCAAUUGUCUUGUGAACUUGGCUUCUGCAUUCUGUUGCUGCUUGAAAAGUACUUUAAUGACGCAGGGUUUGUGACUGUAAACAUUCCAGAAAAUGAAGAUGUGCCCUGUCUUUUUUUUUUUUUUUUCUUCUCUUUGAGCCAAAAAACAUGUUACAAGUUGUCAAAUUCCACUUUAACCAUUU
Cynoglossus semilaevis (tongue sole) is the source of this 1667-nucleotide messenger RNA. It is a transcript of the gene mkrn4, whose product is annotated as makorin, ring finger protein, 4. The coding region runs from base 163 to 1266 and encodes 367 amino acids. The transcript has 8 exons. Gene Ontology annotation, biological process: protein polyubiquitination. The record is from RefSeq and is a predicted model, not a curated record. Lineage: Eukaryota; Metazoa; Chordata; Actinopteri; Pleuronectiformes; Cynoglossidae. Gene Ontology annotation, molecular function: metal ion binding; ubiquitin protein ligase activity.